Antrostomus carolinensis (chuck-will's-widow) is the source of this 1002-nucleotide messenger RNA. RefSeq names its product ITPRIP like 1. The record is from RefSeq and is a predicted model, not a curated record. Lineage: Eukaryota; Metazoa; Chordata; Aves; Caprimulgiformes; Caprimulgidae. Gene Ontology annotation, cellular component: membrane.
CCAGCCAUCGGGGUGGGCAGCGCCUUCGAAGGUUGGAGUCCUUGUGAGGGUGAUGCUGUCUACCGCAUGUUCGUGCCCCUGAAGCCCCCCCGUGGGCACACGUUCCACCUGGAGCUGGGCACUGUGGGGGAGAUGCCAGUGAAGGACUCCCACAUCCGCGUGGAGCUGGAGUGCACCUGCGCAGGGGAGGGGCUGGUGGAGGACAUGCUGUGCUUCCUCCACCACCCCGAGGAGGAGCUGAGGAGAAAACAGGAUCCCAGCCCUAAACAACCUAUGCACCUCCUACACACCCUCUGCACUGGCUCCUACCUAGAUGUGGAGAAAACUGUCCUUUGGUUCCAGAACUUUGUGAAGUCAGCCUGGAUGAUGGGGUCUUAUUUCCGUCGCUACAAUAUGAAGGUACUGCCCUCCCGCAAUUCCUGCAAGCUGCAGCUGAUGAAUGCCUUCUGGAGAAUCCUCAUCACUGAGAUUAUCUUUGGGGUGCAGCAAGGCAACUCAGACAUCUUCCUGUGCAGCCAGACUACAGAGACCAUCUUCACACCAAGGACAACGUGGCCAGAGACCUACGUUGUGGCAGAGGCAAAGUUCUUCAGCCAUGUGGCGAGGCAGGCUCCACGUGACAGCUUCCACCUCAAAUGCCUGCAGCUCUGCGCCCACAUCCUGGUGGGCACAAGUUUUUCCACCUAUUUCUUGAAGACAAUUGUGAUGCACCUCCUGACAAGCAUCCCUGUGUCAGACUGGCGCAGGAGGGAUUUCCUGAUGCGGCUGCUGGAUAUCAUGCAGUACCUGCGCUACUGCCUGGAGGAGAAACGCCUUGACCACUUCUUCUUUGGCAACGAGAACAUGCCCGAGGAGAUAACCUUGCCCCCAGCUUUCCAAACAGCCACACCACCCAAUCUCUUCCAGCACCUGGAGGAGGAUCCAGUGGCUCACACCAAUGCACUGCGUGAAUACAAUGACCUGCAAGAUCGGCUCAUAAGACUGCUGUUCUACGGAUACUGA